CUUGGAGAGCAAAGAAUGGGGACCACUGAUCGCCAGUCCCCCCAACCCGCUUCGCCUCACGCGUUCUCUAGCCGUGGCCGCUCCCCCGCCGCGGUUCCCCCGGCCCCUCUCAAGGUCCCGCGCGAUUGGAUCUAGGCGCUAAGCGAGGCUCUGUCAGAGCGGCCGUGCAGCGGUGACUGAAGCUCGGCUGAGACGCACGGGCCCUCGCCCUCUCACCUCCUGCCCGCUAGUCACCUCGCCUCAGCCUGAGGCUGCUUCGCCGCGGCCACAGCUUGCGCACCGCUCACACUCGCUUUCCUUCAGCACCCCUACCCCGGCGCUGCCUGGAGGCGGCUGCACUCGGGGAGCAUGGCCCAAGUAGCAAUGUCUGGCCUGCCAGUUGAGGAUGAGGAGUCUUCAGAGAGCAGGAUGGUGGUGACAUUUCUCAUGUCAGCUCUUGAGUCCAUGUGUAAAGAACUGGCCAAGUCCAAGGCAGAAGUGGCCUGCAUCGCAGUGUAUGAAACAGACGUGUUUGUCGUUGGAACUGAGAGAGGACGUGCUUUUGUCAACACCAGAAAGGAUUUUCAGAAAGAUUUUGUGAAAUACUGUGUUGAAGAAGAGGAAAAGGCAGAGAUGCAUAAAGUGAAAUCUACAACCCAGGCAAAUCGGAUGAGUGUAGAUGCUGUAGAGAUUGAAGCACUCAGAAAAACCGUUGAGGACUAUUUCUGCUUUUGCUAUGGGAAAGCGUUAGGAAAAUCAACAGUGGUGCCUGUUCCCUAUGAGAAGAUGCUGCGAGACCAGUCGGCGGUGGUGGUGCAGGGGCUUCCGGAGGGCGUUGCCUUUAAACACCCUGAGAACUAUGAUCUUGCAACUCUGAAAUGGAUUUUGGAGAACAAAGCGGGGAUUUCAUUUAUCAUUAAGAGACCUUUCCUGGAGCCAAAGAAGCACUUAAGUGGUCGUGUGAUGGUAACAGAUGCUGAAAGGUCAAUGUUGUCUGCAAGUGGAAGCUGUGGCUCCAUCAAAGUGAAAACUGAACCCACAGAAGAUUCUGGUAUUUCCUUGGAAAUGGCAGCUGUGACAGUGAAGGAAGAAUCAGAAGAUCCUGAUUACUAUCAAUACAACAUUCAAGCAGGCCCUUCUGAAACUGAUGAUGUUGAUGACAAACUCCCCCUUUCGAAGUCUUUGCAAGAUUCUACUCAACAUGUCCCUUCAGAAGUACGUGAAGACCCUGAAGUUGAGGUGACAAUUGAAGAUGAUGAUUAUUCUCCACCUACCAAGAGACCAAAGAGCAACGAGCCACCCCAGCCGCCAGUCACAGAACCUGCCAAUGCUGGAAAACGGAAAGUGAGGGAGUUCAACUUCGGUAAGUUCUUGAUUAAGUACACACCCUUUUUCUUUGAUUGUGAACUUUGUGUGUUACUGAUAAAAGUUUUGACAUUCUUUAGGGGUGUGUUUCCAAUGUAUUACUAUUUGAUCAUCUACUCUGAGGAAAACCAUGGACAGUUUGAAGUAACUUGA
Messenger RNA from Artibeus jamaicensis (Jamaican fruit-eating bat), 1497 nucleotides. RefSeq names its product general transcription factor II-I-like. The coding region runs from base 349 to 1497 and encodes 382 amino acids. The record is from RefSeq and is a predicted model, not a curated record. Lineage: Eukaryota; Metazoa; Chordata; Mammalia; Chiroptera; Phyllostomidae. The transcript has 12 exons. Gene Ontology annotation, cellular component: nucleus.